GGAAUUUUCUGCGCCAGGUUCGCUUUUUUGUUCGAUCUUUUACGCAUGCGCAGCAAUGGAUUAUGUUCCCAACGGGAAGAUAUGAUAUGUAUGGGGAUAUUCCCACUUUGCGUGCGCAAAAUUGAACUGAGAAGAAGGCGAAUAUGGCGCGGAUUUCCCUACAAAGUCAAUUUAGUAGCGCCACCUAGUGAAAGUGGGAUGAUUGACUAAAAGUUCUAAAAUAGCUUACUUUCAAUAUGAGCAUAAAAGCAUUUGAAUUGGUGCCAACGAUUGAAAGGACGAAGCUUCUUUCUGACAGAGCAAAAACUCAGAUUGAAUGCAUUGAAUGCUGUGGUAAAAACCUGUAUAUUGGCACAAGUGAUUGUUUUGUGGUCCAUUAUAUUGUGGAUGAGCAGCACCUCCCUAAUGGGAAGACAAUAUAUGAUAGUGUAAAGCAGGGCCAUAAAUACCUCGGAUUGAAGAAGCCAGUAGUGCAGUUGAAGGUGGCGUCUGCGUUAAACAGAAUUAUGGUCCUCUGUGAUAACACUCUCACUAUGCUGAACAUGUUUGACUUAGAGCCCAUAGUAACAGGUGCCAAAGUGAAGGGAGUGACAGCAUUUUGUCUUAACCAGAACCCUAUCAGCAACAAUCCAUUUAGUGUAGAAAUCUGUGUUGCCCUCAGGAAGAAACUGUUGCAAAUAUAUACAGUAACUGAAGAUAGGUUGAACCAUGUGAAAGAUGUAGCUACUCAAGAUCCUCCAGUUACCAUGUCAAUGGAUGGUACAUUUGUUUGUGCAGCAUUAAGUACACAAUACAGUAUAGUGAACUAUGAUACAGCCAAUAGCACUGAUUUGUUCCCUUAUGAUUCUGAGGCAGUCAAACCAUUUGUGCAGCGAAUAAGCAAGGAGGAAUUUUUAUUGAGUGGUCCUAGUGGACUUGGCAUGUUUGUGACAACUGAAGGGGUCUCCCAAAGACCUCCACUGCAAUGGAGUGAAUCUGUGUCAUCAUACUGUUAUGUCCAUCCUUAUAUAGUAGCCCUUGACAGUGAAUUCAUAACUGUGCACAGCAUAUUGGACCAACAACAGAAACAGAGUAUUCCAUACCAAGGUGGCAUAUACCUUGAUGAAUAUGAGGGUCGAGUCUUCAUUGCAUCACUAAAAGAAAUAUAUGCGCUUGUACCAAUUGCCUGGGAGAAGCAGGUUACUUCUCUAUUGGCUGACAGAAGGGUCUCAGAAGCUCUUGCCUUAGCAAAGAAUGCUAAGAAAGUUGGCUUAACAAGGGAACAGUUUCAGAGGAUGUAUAGGCGUUUGCAGCAACAAGCUGGAUUCAUAGAAUUUGCACAACAGCAUUUUGAUGAGUGUAGGGAGCUCUUUAAAACUGGAAGAUUGGAUGUCAGAGAGCUGAUCAGUCUUUACCCAUUCCUCAUGCCACAGAGAUCUUCAUUCACUCGUUCUGUCCCAUCUCUUCAUGAUAUUGCUGACGUGAGACAACUUGCACGCAAUGAUGCCACUACUAUCAAAACAUAUAAGGAAUUCUUGAUGAGUUAUCUUGAGGAGAAUAAAGCUGAUGCUGGAAAAUCGAACAAUUGUUGUAUGGAGAUAGACACAGCAUUAUUGAAACUAUAUGCAGAGCUAGAUCCUUCUAAGCUGUUAAUGUUUAUUGGAAAGAGUGUCUGCAAACUGUCAGAUUGUGUUGAGUUGCUAGAAAAACAUGAGCGCUUCCAUGCACUAGGACUUCUUUAUCGCUACAAUGGUCAACAUGCAAAUGCUCUACAAGUCUGGAAAAGAUUGACGAAUGGUGAAGUGACUGAUGUUCUUUUUCCUGGUUUAGAAUAUGUUGUGCAAUAUUUAUCGAGUUUAAGUGACCACACCCUGGUAUGGCAAUAUACAGAUUGGAUCAUACAGAAGGAUGAAUGCCUUGGUGUACAGAUAUUUACCAAUAGGCCUGCAAAUGAGACUCCUUCCGACAAGCUACAGCCAGACAACAUACUAGACCAAUUACAUAGGUACCCGAGAGCAGUCAUCACAUAUCUAGAAUAUUUGGUCUUUCAGAAAAAAUCGCAGAAGGAAAAGUACCACACACAUCUUGCAGUGCUUUAUCUAGACAAUGUCUUUAAACUGUUAGAAUCAUCAACAUCUAGUAAGGAGAAUAUUGACAGAGAAAGGUGUAAACUAAGACAUAUGCUACAGACAUCCAACCUAUACAGGGUGCAGUUACUUUUAGGCAAAGUGAAGGAAACAGACAUGUAUGCAGAGUCUGCCAUCUUAUAUGGAAAGCUUGGGGACCAUGAUAAAGCCAUAAGGAUUCUUGUACAUAAGCUGAAGGACUUUGGCCAGGCUGAAAACUAUUGUAUAUUGAAUUCAAAAGGGAAAGAUUCUUUCCAUAGAAAACAGUUGUUCCACACAUUGCUCAGUGUAUACUUGGAUCCUAGUUACGAACGCCGAGAUCUCUUAGUUACACCUGCCGUGAAUCUUCUAAACAAUAACCAGGGAAACUUUGAUGCAACUAAGGUGCUUCAGUUGAUACCUGACAACUGGUCUAUUGGUCUACUCCAGUCCUUUCUGGCCAGCACUGUGAGGAAACACAUGCAUGACUUCAGGACGACCAGGCUUCAGAGGAUGUUGUCACGGGGAGAAAAUCUCAUUGUGAAAAAAGAAAGCAUCGAAAGUCAAAGAGAGGCAUUGCAAUUAGUAGAGGAAAAGUCAUGUGCAGUAUGUGAUCGCUCAUUUGAUGAACCUACAUUCAUCCGCUACCCUAAUGGAAUAAUCACUCAUACACAAUGUGCCAAAAAUAAACAUGUCUGCCCAGUGACUGGAAAACUGUUCAGUACAACCAAAAGGACAAGUGCUUCUUGAUUGAAAUAGCUUGUUUGAAACAUGUUUAAAAUCAUGUUUCUUCUGUUGUUGAACAUGGAAAACAAUGAACUUAAUGAGAGUUGGAAAAUAAUUAUAAAAAUGAUAUGCCCACUAGGAAAAACAUGUACUAUUGUAUGAUGGAGCGGUUCAUGAUAUAAGCGCAUUAAACAUGUUAUAUAUAAUAUAAAUGGACUUAUAAAAAUAAAUUAUAAAUUAUCA
This is a messenger RNA of Owenia fusiformis, 3053 nucleotides long. The record is from the annotation of a GenBank genome assembly. NCBI's taxonomy places the organism in Eukaryota, Metazoa, Annelida, Polychaeta, Sabellida, Oweniidae.